AUGGGAGGUUCCUCUGCUGCCCCUCAGGUCGGUGCAGCAAACAAUGCCAUCACGUUUAACGAGCAAACUCGAUAUGUGACCAAGGGCAAGAUAAUCACGAUCUUCCUGGCAUGCGCCAGUGUCGAUCUACUUGCGCUGAUGGACCAGACAACAUUGGCAGCGAGUUUAGCUAUCAUCGGAUCUGCACUCCGUGCAGGCAGUCAGACAUCGUGGAUCAGUAACGGCUACUUUAUAACGUCGACGUCCUUCCAACUCCUGUACGGCAGAUUCUCAGAUAUCUGGUCCCGCAAGUUUGUCCUCCUUACCGGUCUAUUUAUAUUCUUUAUCGGAUCGCUGGCAUCAUCAGUCUCGAAUACGGCUGCGCAGCUGAUCGCAUUCCGUGCUAUAACGGGCGUGGGAGGUGGAGGGUUGAUGACCAUAGCUCAGAUCAUUGUGAGCGACGUGGUGUCGUUGCGGGAUCGUGGGAAAUAUCAGGGGAUAUUGGGAGCAGUUGUUGCCUUGGCCAAUGGCAUUGGUCCUGUCAUUGGAGGAGCUCUGGCUUCUAUCUCUGAGGAUUCAUGGCGAUGGAUCUUUAGAUUGAACAUGCCACUCACUGCUUUCACGACCUUAUGUGUUAUAUUUGUCAUGCCGCUGCGGCCUGUCCAGGGGUCGUGGAAGAAAAAGUUAAAGGCGAUCGACUUCCUCGGAGUCAUUCUGACUCUGUCAGGUUCGACUUUGAUUGUGCUCGGUCUCACAUGGGCUGGUGGUGAUUACCAAUGGAAGUCGCUGCACGUUAUCCUAACGAUUGUCAUUGGGGGCGUCGUAUGGAUUUUGUUCUUUCUCUGGGAAUGGAAAGGUCACCCGUUACCUCUCAUACCGCUCCAUAUAUUCAAGAGUCGGAUGGUAAACGGUGCUUGCUUGACUAUGUUUGUCAAUGGUUGGAACUUUGUUGUCCAGGUAUAUUAUAUCCCAACAUUCUACCAGCUGCUCUAUGGAUACAGCGCAGUCAGAUCCGCGACACUUCUGCUUCCUAUUACGCUGGUUCAAACCUUCAGCAGCACUCUUUCGGGUCUGAUCGUCACAUGGACUGGUCGCUACCGUGAGAAUAUCCUCUUCGGAUGGGCUUGCUGGGCCGCAGGACUCGGCCUGUACUCCACCUUGGACGCCUCAUCCGGCUUGGGCAAGCAGGUCGGCUAUGGAGUCUUGACUGGAUUUGGAGUUGGGCAAACACUCCAACCAAGUUUGGUUGCUAUCCAAGCGGCUGUGCCGAGAAAGGAUAUGGCUGUAGUAACCGGAGCUCGAAACUUCAUACGAAACCUCGGCGGCACAAUUGGCCUAGCAAUCGCAGGAACAAUUAUAAACAAUUCCCUCCGCUCCGCCUUCUCCGACGUAAACUUCCAAGUCUCCGAAACAGAAGUUAACUCCAUAAUCAACGAUCCUCUCUCCUUCCUAUCCACCAAGGACGGUACCGAUCAAAACAGCAUCGCGAUCCGCAAUGCCCUUAUCCACGGCUACAAACGCGGCUUCCAAGCCAUGUUCUGGGUCAUGGCCGGAUUAGCGGGCCUUGCGUUCUUACUGGCUCUCCUGUUAAUGCCGCAAAUAACUCUUGAUAGAGCUGAUGAUAAGAAGUUGAAAGAGGAGGCGAAGCAGGAGCUCAAGAAAGAGGCGGAGGAUAAAAAGAGUAAAGCAGAGAAAGGGCAGGAGAAAACGGAAGGGGAACCGGCUCCGAUGAUGAAUAUAGAUGAAGUUACUGAAAAGUAGGAGUUUGUUUCUUAUGCUUUGGUAUAGAUGGAAGGAAAAAGAUGAGUGCUUUUUUUUUUAAUUUGGACCGGGUCAAUAGACGGCAUUCUUACUUCUGGACAUACUGAUGAACGAUGAUGCGAUGGGCCUAUCUGGGCAGGCAGAUCCUAGAAAUUAAUGGAUAGAAUAAGAGAUCCUUACGUUACACUAUGAAAAUUAGCAUGGCAAUAAAUACAAG
Messenger RNA from Paecilomyces variotii, 1957 nucleotides. RefSeq names its product MFS drug transporter. Gene Ontology annotation, biological process: transmembrane transport. The coding region runs from base 1 to 1740 and encodes 579 amino acids. Lineage: Eukaryota; Fungi; Ascomycota; Eurotiomycetes; Eurotiales; Thermoascaceae. The record is from RefSeq and is a predicted model, not a curated record. The transcript is spliced from 10 exons. Gene Ontology annotation, molecular function: transmembrane transporter activity.